ACCAAAAUAUCCCUCCUUUAAUUCCUUUCAUCCACCAUAAUUUUCAUCACACUCCCAAUUCUUCACCAUCAUGUUUCCUUUCUUCUUCUCCUUUCUCAUUUUCCUCUCUUUUUUCCCCUUCACAAUAGUCUUUUCCUCCCAUUGCACAACCUCAACAUCCACAAAAAAAUUUGAUAAAUGUAUGCCACUCCCUUCACAAGAAGCCUCUAUUGCUUGGACUUUCCAUCCACAUAAUGCCACUCUUGAUAUUGUAUUUUUUGGUUCAUUUAUUUCUCCUUCUGGUUGGGUUGGUUUUGGAAUUAACCCAAGUUCAGCUGAAAUGACUGGAACUCGUGCAUUAAUAGCCUUUCCUGACCCAAAUUCUGGCCAACUUGUUCUAUUACCUUACAUAAUUGACCCAUCAGUCAAGUUGCAAAAAAAUCCACUUCUUUCAAAACCUUUAGAUAUUCAUCUCUUAGCAUCUUCAUCCACUUUGUAUGGUGGCAAAAUGGCUACUAUACACAAUGGUGCUACAAUUCAAAUUUAUGCCACGUUAAAACUUGUACAUAACAAGACCAAAAAUGUACACUUUGUUUGGAACCGUGGGAUUUAUGUCCAAGGCUAUUCACCUACUAUCCACCCUACUAACAUCAACGACCUUUCUUCAGUAGCCACAAUUGAUGUCCUUUCAGGGUCACAAGCAAUUUGUCGCAACAAUUUUUUGACCCUGAAAGAUGUUCAUGGUGUUAUAAAUGCAAUUUCUUGGGGUGUUAUUCUUCCUGUAGGCGCGGUCACAGCCCGUUACCUAAGGCAUAUUGAGUCACUAGGACCAGCAUGGUUUUAUGCACAUGCAGGGAUACAAUUAUCAGGAAUUUUACUAGGAACUGUUGGAUUUGCAAUUGGUAUUAGAUUGGGGCAACUUUCACCAGGGAGAGUAUAUGGACUUCAUCGAAAACUAGGGAUCGCGACAUUUAUUUUGGGCAUGUUACAAACAUUGGCCUUGUUUUUUAGGCCUAAAACUACAAAUAAAUUUAGGAGAUAUUGGAAAUCUUAUCACCAUCUUGUUGGAUAUGCUUGUGUGGUUUUAGGGGUUGUGAAUGUCUUUCAAGGAUUUGAAGUGAUGGGAGAAGGAAGGUCUUAUGUUAAAUUGGCUUAUUGUUUGUGUUUGUCCACGUUAAUUGGUAUUUCUGUGGCAUUAGAAGUGAAUUCUUGGGUUGUUUUUUGUAGAAAAGCAAAAGAAGAAAAGUUGAGAAGAGAAGGAUUAAUUGGGAGUUCUGGAAAAUUCAGUGGAUCAAGUCAUGGUUGAUUUAAUUAUGGAAAAUUUAUUGUAUCACAUAUAUGUCAUUAUUUUUUUUUAUUUUUUUUGAUAGUUCAAAAUAUUUGAACUAGGAUUUUGCUUAGUUCUAGUGUAAUUUUCUUCAUACAGAUGAUCAUUGCUUCUCCCUAAACAAAUCCUUUUACUGCAUUCUAUAAAUUGAUUUUGCAACCCAAUUAAAUAAA
Messenger RNA from Lycium ferocissimum, 1479 nucleotides. Its product is annotated as cytochrome b561 and DOMON domain-containing protein At2g04850. NCBI's taxonomy places the organism in Eukaryota, Viridiplantae, Streptophyta, Magnoliopsida, Solanales, Solanaceae. The record is from RefSeq and is a predicted model, not a curated record. The transcript has a single exon. The coding region runs from base 71 to 1285 and encodes 404 amino acids.